Mytilus trossulus (common blue mussel) is the source of this 3150-nucleotide messenger RNA. Its product is annotated as ankyrin repeat domain-containing protein 17-like. The record is from RefSeq and is a predicted model, not a curated record. The coding region runs from base 1 to 3150 and encodes 1049 amino acids. Gene Ontology annotation, molecular function: protein binding. Lineage: Eukaryota; Metazoa; Mollusca; Bivalvia; Mytilida; Mytilidae. The transcript has 4 exons.
AUGAAUACACCAUUCUUUACAAUGGCAUGGGAAGAUAUCACUGGGGCUAUAAGAAGACUAGGUGAUCAAGAAACAGUUGAGGAAUGUAACGAGCUAAGAACAAAACAUUUAGACCAAUCAACAGUACCUUGGAACCUUGCAGUACAAUUCCGUCAGAUACUUGAUCAGUGGAAAAAAGAUGAUGUUAAUUUUGUGGAAACUAGUGCUGCAAAACAUGUGCUAGAAUUAAUCAGGAAACAUAGUUGUGUAACUAUUACUGCUAGUUCUGGUGUUGGAAAGACAGCAACCCUCCGGCAUGUGGUUUUGAAAAUGAUUGGAGACGGGUAUGAUGCAUUACUAGUAACCAAUCCUCAUGAAAUCGUUCAGUUUUGUAAUCCAAAUCAGAAAACAUUGUUUGUUAUUGAUGACUUUUGUGGAACAUUUUCAAUAAACCAAUCCGAUGUAAACAUCUGGGAAUCAGUCAUAAAACGUAUUAAAGAAUUAACUGGAAAUAACAAUAAACUCACAAAAAUUAUUGUUGCCUGCAGAUUACAAGUCUACAAAGAUGAACACUUCGAAUCCUUAUCAAUUUUCAGAACCAAUACAUGCAACUUGUUAUCAGCAGACUUAUGCUUGUCAAAAACGGAAAAACAGUUAAUUGCAGAGUCAUAUCUGAAAGAUGACGCUUCUAAGAUUAUUCAGUAUUCUGAUUUAAAUGAUUGUUUCCCAUUGCUCUGUAAAUUGUAUAAUGUUAAUUCUGAACUCAAGAUUGAAGAUUUUUUUCAGAAUCCAUUUUCAGUGUAUGAAAAAGAGAUGGAACAUCUGAAAAAGAAUAAAAAUUUUGGUAAAUACUGUGCAAUAGCAUUGUGUAUUGUUUUUAAUAAUAAUUUUACAAACGAAGUGUUGACAGAGGAAAUAGAUGAAAAAACGAAACGCAUAAUUGAGAACACUUUUGAGGCAUGUAGACUGGACAAAAGUACGUCUAGGUCAAUCUUAUUAGAUGAACUUGAUUCACUUGAGCAAACCUUCAUAAGAAAGGAACAUGGUGUUUACAGAACUUUACACGAUAAACUGUUUGAUAUUUUAUCGUAUUAUUUUGGAAAAAAAAUGCCCAUUUUUUUAAUCCAGAAUGCAAAUAGUGGAUUUAUUAUGGAACGUUUUUUAUUAGAGAUAGAAAAAGACAGUGACCAACUCGUCACUAUAGUUCCCCCUGAAUACCACCAAAUGUAUAUACAGAGAAUGGUCAAUGACUGGUCUUGUGGGAAGGUAAUUGAUGUGUUUAAUAAUAUCAAUAUGGAUAUACCAAAGUUCAGACGACGAUUUCUGUGUCAUUUAAAUACCCUUGAUAUUUCAAAUCAGAGACAACUAGCACAAACAUGUGAUGACACUGACAACGAUAGUGUUCUUUUACAGUGUUGUUUUAAAGGAGACAUUUCUUUCAUUCAGUGGUGUUUGUAUCAUUGUGUUGAUAUUAAUCUGUGUAAAAAUGAUGGUUUGAGUCCUUUACAUGUAGCAUCACAAGAAGGGCAUACUAAAGUUGUGAAGAUGCUAUUGGAAAACAAGGCAGACAUGAAUAAGUAUACAGAUGAUGAAGCAUCGCCCCUGUUUAUGGCUUGUCAGGAAGGAUAUAAAGAUGUAGUAGAGUUGUUACUAGAUAACAAUGCAGACAGUAAUAAGUGUAAAGAUAAUGAUACAUCCCCCUUAUCCAUUGCUUGUCAGGAAGGACAUAUAGAUGUAGUACAGCUUUUACUAAAAAGGAAAGCUGAUAUCAAUAAGUGUAACGAUGAUGAACAAUCUCCAUUAUUUAUGGCUUGUCGGGAAGGACAUACAGAUAUAGUACAGCUGUUAUUGGACAGCAGGGCAGACAUUGAUAAAUGUAUGGAUCAUGAGGUUUCUCCCUUAUUCAUAGCUAGUAAUGGAGGAUAUAUAGUUAUAGUUCGGCUGUUACUAUACAACACAGCAGAUAUUAAUAAAUGUACCGAUGAAGAAGCGUCUUCCCUAUUUAUUGCUUGUCAGGAAGGACAUAAAGAUAUAGUGCAGUUGUUAUUAAAAAACAAAGCAGAUAUCAAUAAGUGUAUGAAUGAUGAAGCAUCUCCUUUGUUCAUGGCUUGUCAGGAAGGACAUACAGAUAUAGUACAUUUGUUACUAGAAAAUGAGGCAGACCUCAGUAAAUGUAAGGAUAAUGAAACAUCUCCUUUUUUUAUUGCUUGUCAGCAAGGACAAACAAAUGUAGUAAAGUUGUUACUAAAAUACAAAGUAGAUAUCAAUAAAUGUAAGGAUAAUGAAGCAUCUCCUUUGUUUAUUGCUUGUCAGGAAGGACAUAUAGAUGUAGUACAACUAUUACUAGACAGUGAUGCAGACCUCAGUAAAUGUAAGGAUAACGAAGCAUCUCCCUUUUUAAUUGCUUGUCAGCAAGGACAUACAGAUAUAGUACAACAGUUACUAGACCAUAAGGCAGACAUUAAUAAGUGUAAUACAUGUGAAAAAUCUCCCUUGUAUGUAGCGUGUGAGUUUAACCAGAAAGAUAUAGUCCAUCUGUUACUUAAUAACAAGGCGGACUUUAACAAGUGUAAUGUUGAUGAGAUAUCCCCCUUGUUUAUUGCAUGUCAAGAAGGACAUAUAAAUAUAGUACAACUGUUGCUAGACAACAAAGCAGAAAUUAAUAAAUGCAUGGAUAAUGAGAUAUCCCCCUUACUUAUUGCUUGUCAAAAAGGAUACGAAGAUAUAGUCAAGCUGUUACUAGACAACAAGGCAGACAUUGAUAAGUGUAACGAUAAGGAAGCAUCUCCUUUAUUUGUUGCUUGUCAUGAAGGAUUUAGAAAUAUAGUGCAGCUGUUACUUGAUAACAAUGCAGACAUCAAUAAGUGUUUUGAUGAUGAAGCCUCUUCCUUGUUUAUAGCUUGUCAGAAAGGACACACAGAUAUAGUAAAUAUGUUACUGGAAAACAAGGCAGACAUUAAUAAGUGUAUGUAUGAUGAAGCCUCGCCUUUGUUUGUGGCUUGUCAGGAAGGACACACAAAUAUAGUAAAGUUGUUACUGGAAAACAAGGCAGAUAUUAAUAGGUGUAUGUAUGGUGAAGUCUCUCCUUUGUUUGUGGCUUGUGGAAGGCGUAGAUUAGCCCUUACCAGACCUUCUCAUUGCACAGCCAAUAUUGACCAUUUAAAAACUUGA